This is a messenger RNA of Aspergillus novofumigatus IBT 16806, 888 nucleotides long. RefSeq lists its product as uncharacterized. Bases 361 to 651 code for a protein of 96 amino acids. The transcript has 2 exons. The record is from RefSeq and is a predicted model, not a curated record. Lineage: Eukaryota; Fungi; Ascomycota; Eurotiomycetes; Eurotiales; Aspergillaceae.
GCUCCAGAUCGAUUGUCCACAAAUGGAGACUGCCGAAAUGAAUGAGGUCUUCUUUACGCAGCUGAGAUCCUGGAACCGAAUAUCCCAGUGAUAUCAGGAGAAGAAUACUCGCGGUAGACCGAUGACCAGAAUGGCAAUGUCAGUCUUUCAAGUCGAGAACAAUAUCAAGCCGAUCGAAUACUCCCACCAGUCAAGCAUUGACGAGCCAUCGCAACCCCAUUGACCCAGUCGGGAAGAAUACUAAUGCACUCGACUUGAAUAUCGAUCCUUCUUCUUUAUCCGACUCUAUGGUAUAGCCACUCAAGUCCAAGAGAUGCAUCCAUUCCUCUCAGCCACCAGACCAUCACUCUCCUUCCUCCUAUGUUCCUCAUCAACACCGAAUCAAAGCUGAGAUUACACCACCUUAACAGAUUUCGCAGGCCGACUCAACACCCCUCAGACGAAGAUAUAAAGCCAUCGUCGAAUCCCCCAAGACCAAUCUCUUCUCUCUCACCAUCAAGCCUAUCAAUCCCAAACUCCAACCUUCAAAUAUCAAACUCCAUUCUUUGCUUCACGCAAAAACCCCAAUCAAUCAAAAUGUCUCCCCAGAGCACUGUCAAGGACGCCGUUGUCGUCAAGUCUUCCCCCGGUGGCGGCUGCGUCGUCAUGUAAACGCCCCAUCGACGAGACCCUCGCCCGCAAUGUUCUAGCGCCUACCGACCAGUGCCGUUCAACGUCAACCUAGCGAUAGCCACCGCCAGCCCAAGAUUACUCAACCGACCAAAUGCGGGCGUCUACUUGUCUUCUUUCCGUUUGAGUUGUUUUCUGCUAUAGUGACCGGACCUCCCGGGGUCUGCGUGCUUUUUGACUCUCUUCGUUCCUCGCGCACACGAUUAUCCUAGACGACAU